CGCCAUGGCCGCAGCGGGGCCGGCGCUGCCGGUGCGUGCGGACAGCGCCGCGACCCGCGCCUCCCUCCCCGGACCGGCCCCUCCUGCCCCGGCACAGCAGCCGGGACAGCCCGGGUUACCCCUCAGCGCCCCGCGUCGUCCCUCGGCUGAGCGCGGCUGAGGGGACGCGGGAUGCGCGGGCUCGGCGCCGCCUGAGGGGCGUGAGGGAGCCGGGCUCGGGCUGGGGGCACCGCGGGGUUUGGGGGCGCGGAGCUGUUUGAUUAACGUAAAUACUCGGGUUUGCCGUGGGCUCUGCUCUCCUCACAGGCUGCCUGCAGUUUGUGUCUCUCCUUAAGGCUUUUGAGAUCCCUGCCCCGUGAAAGCACCUGUGCCGUGUGUGAGGAAACAUCGUUCCUUAAGCGGAGAAUCUCAGUCCUGAAGUUUAUUGUCACUGCUGUGUGAGAGUCAGGAAGACCUUCAGAAACUUAAAAUGGAAAAAAACAAUUUGAAAGGAAAUGCAGAAGCCGUGGAUUUUUGUGACCUCAGAAAAGCACCUGAAAGGACUGAACUUGGGCUGAGAAAAUAUGCUGAGAAUUAUUUCAGUGUUGUAAAUGGCCAAGAGUUAACUCUUUCUUCAGCUGGUAAUAAAGAAGUAAAUCCCAAAGAGCCCCCUAAGUGGAAUCCUGCUCUUGGUGCCUGUCUGGUUCUGCCGCGCGUGGAGCCCGUGGCUGUGCAGGGCAGCAGCAUCCCAGCCCCACGAGCGUGCCAGGGCCCUCAGCAGCAGGUGGAAAUGGAUUUUAAAAUUAUGCUUGACCCAGAGAACGUGGAUAAUAAAGCUGGUUUAAAACAUCCCAACGAUGAGACCAGGCUGCCACUUAUAGCUAAGAAAAAAUCUGCUCCUGUGUGCAGUCAGAAGUCAGGGAAGGAUCCCACAGCCACCAGCCCUUGGGCUUUGCCUGCCUUUCACUCCCUGGGCUCUCCCUUCCCCCUGGUGGAGGAGGACACCCCAAAAGGUGCCCUGAGCCUCAGUGGCCGGAGGCUCAUCCUUCCAGCAGCACAGAGAGCUCUGCCAGCCCCUCCUGCUGUGCCCAGAGCAGCUCCUUUCCCCGAGUUCCCCAGGCAGCACAAGAAAUCAGCUCGGGGAGAGAUCAGUGGCAGGCUGGACCCUGAGAACACAGACACCAUCGCCUUCCCAAAGGCAAAGGAAGCCAUUUAUGGCACACAUUCCUCUAGUAAAGGGAACAUUGCACCACUCCCAUCCAGCAAUUCCAUGGUUUCAGCAAGGAAGUCAAAGCCAGAGUGGAGGUAUCCAGCUCAGCAGUUGGAAUCUGAGGUGCACAUUCCCCCUCAGACACAGCCCCCACAAACAGCUCAGCCCUUCCAGGAUCCCUGCUUGGAUUGGGACAGUGCUGUUCACCAGAAAGCUCCAGGUGUUCUGGCCCUCCAGCACCUCCAUCAAUCCUCUUGUGGGAGCAUUGUGGGGUUUUUGGAACCCACAGAGGAGCUCCUCAAAGACCCCUCUGUCCCCUCGGCCACCAUCAACAGCCAAAAGUUGGCACAAAUCACCUCAGACUUGGAUUGUAAAGAGAAUCCCAGCAAAAGUGACGUUUUGUCAGUGAUGAAGAAGCAGUCAGGUGUGGGAAGGACCCCACCCCGAGCUGGGCGUCCCUGCAGAGGCCGGGGGGCUGGGGCAGGGAGGCAGAGGGGGGCUCCCAGCCCCGUGCCAGGCUCAGGGCAGCAGCAGCAGUGGGCAGCAGGUGUGAUCAGCGCUUCCUGGCGCUCCUGGAGUCUCGUGGCACGGCUGAGGAGCGCCCUGAGGGGAGCACGCCGCAGACACCUGGAGAAUUUCCACAGCAGGGCCAAGCAUCUGGCAGCCAACUGGAAUCGCAUCAGGACCUCCAGGAGGACUAUUAUCCAUAUCCCAUCAUUAGGAUAUUCCCAGCACACCCGUGAGCACAUCCCUGACCUUGCUGUCCAGCAGAACCUGCAGAUGGGGAGGCUCUGUGACAUCCUGGAUGCCAACGUGGACGUCAUCUACAUCUGCCCCCUUGCUCUGAGUGAGGAGUUCCUGCAGUAUUACCAUAAACUCCUGGGUCUGCAGGCAGCUGUUAGAUCUGGGAAGCCCGAGGACAUGGCUGACCUGCAGGACAGGUUCAAAAUUCUCACCCCUGAAGCUAUAAACAGCUUCCCCGAGCAUCACAUGUGCCUGGCCACUGUGCUCAAGUACAGCCCCAGGACCUUGCAGAGGCUGCAGCUGCUGCUGCAGGGCAGGGAUGCCUACGUGGUCGGGGGUGUUCCCCACCUGGAUGAUCUGGCUGUGGCUGACCAGCUCCAGGUGCCACUUUUGGGCCCAGAGCCAGCAGUGGCUCAGCUCUACAGCACCAAGUCUGGCAGCAAGAGAAUCUUUGCCAGUGCUGGAGUGCCAACCCCUCCUGGAGAGUGGGACAUCCACAGCAGGGAGCAGCUGCUCCGUGCCCUCAGCCAGCUCGUCCUGGACAAUUUGGAGGUGCAGCGCUGGCUCUUCAAGGUGGACGAUGGGCGUGCAGGAGAUGGCACUGCCUUCUGUGAUGUCACUUCCCACCUGGAAUGCUACCCCUGGAUCCAGAGGGAACGGCAGGAACACGGCCCUGAGGUGUGGAGUGAGAGCCAGGCUCGUCAGAUUUCCUACCACUGCCUUCAACAUCUGCCAUGCUUUGUCUUAAUUUUGUCUUGCAACUGCCCAAGAAAACCUUUACAAAAUUCAUCUUGCAGAAGGGAGCUAGCUUUGGUGAAGAUCUCCCAGGAGCUGCCGGGCCUUUUAGCACAGCACGUACAGCCAGUCAAUGAGAAACGAUUCCCUACAUGGGAAAAAUUCCUCCAAACAUUUCUUACUCAAGGGGGGGUGAUCGAAGCCUUCCCGUCCUCGGGCAGCGUCACCAACCUGACGGUGGAUCUGCUGAUAGAGCCAACGGGGGAGCUGACACUGCUGUCAUCUGGAGACCAGCUCCACGCUGAGGGGCCCCUCAGAUCUUCUGGCACCACCAUCCCACAGCGUUCCGUGGAUCCUGAGCUUCUCAAGGCUCUCUGCCUGAAAAUUGGGGAGGCCUGUAAAUCCAAAGGAGUGCUCGGCUACUUCUCCGUGGACUUCGUGGCUUUCACCCAUCCCCAGACGAGGGAGCAGCAGGUGUGGGCAACAGACCUUGACCUUUGCUACAGUGACCAGCUGGCCCUGAGUCAGCUCCUGGUGUACCUGACAGAUGGAAAUCUGGAUUGUGGCUCCAGCAUCCUGCAAGCACCUCUGGGAGCACAGGAAAGCAAAAGCCAAGGGGUUCAGCACGAGGGGACAAAACCUCCUGCCCCCAGCAGCCCCUGGUGUGCCGUGGCCAGCAGCCAGCUGAGGCACUGCAGCCUCUCAGGGAUCUCCUACAACCUCUUCCUCCACACCUGCAAAGCUCGUGGGAUUGGCUUUGACCUCCAGGCGAAACAGGGAACAGUUUUUGUGUUGUAUGAAGACCAGAAGCGACACAGCCUGGGAAUGAUAACAAUCGGAGAGGAUCUCCAGGGGGUCCUCCUGACCUUUGCUCGCAAUCUCUUCAUCAUCCAUCAAGAAAUAUCAGCACCUAAUAUGCAAGGCGAGACCAAUUUUAAGAUGGCAAUUCGAGAUAUUGAAGCAAUUCUAGGAGUUACAGCAGAAAACAAACUGAGAUUGGAAGAAGAGCAACCUUGGGAAGCAGAUGCUCUGAAAGAAUAGUUAACAGAAAAUGUUCAAGUGCCUCAUUCCUUAUGCUUCUGGAAAUGCUUCCUCAUCUGUAAGAACAGGUUUGCUUUUCCUUCUGAGCUGUGUGUGAAGUGACAUUAACUGAGACAGAAAAUCUCUGUGGUUCCUGCCUGUGCCAUUGGGAACACCCCACCUUUCUUGUUGGAAAGGAUCAUCCUAAUGCUCCUCAUGUCCCUGUUGUCACUCCUGGAGUUCAGCAUGUGGGUUAAAAAUCUUAUUAAAGGGGUAGUGCUGCCUUUGUCACUGACUCUGAGCAGGAGCAGAUCCACUGACAGCAGCUCUGAGAGCCCAAAUUCCCCUUCCAACAGGCUGAAAUAGCACUGAAAGGAAAGGAGUCCAGGGUUAGACCUGCUGAGAGUCCAGAGGCCACCAGGGUGAGCAGAGGAUGGAGCAGCUCUGCUGGGAGGGAAGGGGUUGGACUCGAUGAUCUUGGAGGUCUCUUCCAGCCCAACCAUUCUGGAAAGGCUGGGAGAGCUGGGAUUGUUCACCUGGACAGGAGAAGCUUUGGGGUGAGCUCGUUCUGGCCCUGAAGAGGCCACAGGAAGGAUGGAGAGAGACCACUCAGAAGGAACUGGGCUGCCAGGACAAGGGGGAAUGGCUUCAAACUGGAGGAGAUUGGGGUUGGCUGAGAUAUUGGGAAGGAGUGCUUCCCUGUGAGGGGGGCAGGCCCUGGCACAGGUGCCCAGAGCAGCUCUGGCUGCCCCUGGAUCCCUGGCAGUGUCCAAGACCAGGCUGGACAGGGCUGGGAGCAGCCUGGGAUAGGGGAAGGUGUCCCUGCCAAGGCAGGGGUGGGAUGGGAUGAGAUUUAAGGUCCCUUCCAACCCAAACUAUCCCGUGGUUCUUUUGCCUAUAAAUGCUUUAAUUUAAACCCCACUUCAUCAGCAAUCCCAGCAAGCCAUGUUCCUCUGCAGAGCCAUCUCUAUUGUUAGGCUGCUUUUUCUAUUCUCUAAAGACUUUUGCAGCAGUUCUUUCAUGGUCAUUUUCAAAUUAUCAAAAAGAACAGUUAUAGCACUAAUUCAUCAAUAGAAUUCUCCUUGCACUGUGAUUCCCAGAAUUCCAUGACUCUUGCAGGUUUGCCCAUCUGUAUUCUGGACAAUGGUGACCCUUUUGGUCACAACUGCUGUGCACUGCUGGUAAAGGACCACAUUAUAUUUGUAAAAUUAUCUUUAUCAAUCAGAUCUUUAAUAUCCCAACAGACAACACAUUUUACUAUGGAAGAGCAGAUCUCACUACAUGGGGACUGUUAUCCUAGGAAUGGCAAGUAUCCUUGGCAUUACCUCCCAAAAAGCUCAGGCAAAACCAGUUUUAACACAAAUACUAAACAAGACCAAGCAGUUGCACAAGAUCAGCACCCAGUUUUUCUGACAGCAAAUCUUUGAUCCCUCAGCAUGAGACAUUAUUUUCUGUGGAGUUUUUUCCCCUUCUAUUUUGAUCACAGAAUGAAUUCAUUGCAGACAAAAACAUUUGCAUAAAUGCUGGUUACUGCUUCAAAUAAAAAUCCACAGGAGUA
Messenger RNA from Passer montanus (Eurasian tree sparrow), 5246 nucleotides. RefSeq names its product IQ motif containing H (gene IQCH). The coding region runs from base 470 to 3709 and encodes 1079 amino acids. The transcript has 22 exons. NCBI's taxonomy places the organism in Eukaryota, Metazoa, Chordata, Aves, Passeriformes, Passeridae. The record is from RefSeq and is a predicted model, not a curated record.